CUUCUAGCCCAGAGAUGAUCAUUAUUACUACGAUUUUCACUCCAACUUUGUCAUGCCGAUGAAGUGACGGUGGAGAAGUAAAAAUGUCGGAACCGAACCCCGACCACGAAUCCCCAUCGAGUCAUGAGCCGCCCGCAGCGAAGCGACGAAAGGUCCGCAAGGGCACGCAAAGUUGCUGGGAGUGCAAGCGGCGGAAGAUCCGGUGCACAUUUGCCGCGUCUAGGGAGUCGAUCUGCGAUGGGUGUAAGAGCCGUCGGACUAAAUGCAUUGGUCAAGAGUUUUGCGACGAGAGGACAACGGCAAGGAGGAGAGAGAAGGUCGGUCGUUUGGAAAUGUUGGUGGAGCAGGCGAUUACUACGAGCACGGGAGACAGAUCGAACGCGUCGUGUCGGGAUAGGCGGAAUGUGGCGGCCGUCACUCAUUGCCUGGACGACCAUUCAAUUACUGGGCCAAAAAGCCCCGGGCCGUCCCGUCCUGGUCUGGUUCCUUCUCCAAGCUGGCAAAUUCGAUCAAGAGACAAUCACAGUGAGGUAUCCCGCGCUUUAAUAGCCGUGUGGCCCUGCCAGAACGAGCUUGAUCGCAUCUUAAGCGUCCCCGUAAGUAUGUCAGUCCUACUCCACGGUGUGGUUUGCCGGCCGUACUCUGGCUUGCUUAAUGGAGAUAUGCCAUCGCCACGGGACAUGUUGAAGCUGCCUCCACCCGAGUCUCAUCCGGUCUUGAUAGCACGAAGGCUUCUCCUACUCGGCACAUUCCUGCAAGGCAUUCCGUCGAGCUCUCUCAAGGACUUGGUUGGCCUUGGUUCCGACUAUAGGGAUAUCGAGUCUCGAGUGGUCGAUGCGGCCAGACUAGUGACUAACAACGACGACCUCGUCGGCUCACUCGAGGGCAUCGAAUGCAUCAUGAUCGAGAGCAUGUAUCACAACAAUGAAGGAAACCUCCGUCGUGCGUGGCUGAUCGGCCGUCGAGCGAUGGUGCUGGCGCAAGUGAUGGCGCUUCAUCGAGGGAGUGACUCGCCUCCACCGACGAUACUCGAUAUCGAGACGCGAGAUCGUAUCCAUCCGGAACACAUGUGGUUCCGCUUGGUAUGUUCGGACCGUUACCUAUCGUUGAUGCUUGGGCUCCCACAGGGCUCGGUUGAAAACAUCUUCGCUACUCCAACGGCACUGGAACAGUGUACGCCCAUCGAGCGGAUGGAGCGACUUGAGUCGGUUGCGGGUGGACUGAUCCUACAGCGUAACAGCGUCGACCUACCUGAACUUUCACUAACGCACAAGGUUGAUAAGUUGCUCCAGGAGGCUGCUGCCUCGAUGUCGGCCCAGUGGUGGCUUACUCCUCACCUCGCCUCUAUCACCGGCGAUGAUGUUGAUGCAUUCACGGAGACAAUCCGUGCCAUGAAUCAGUUCACUCACUACCACUUACUAUUGCAGCUCCAUCUUCCGUACAUAUUACAGCGGUCUCCUGACCGGAAGUACGAUUACAGCAAGAUUACAGCUGUGAACGCCAGCCGGGAUACUCUAUCCCGCUUCCUGUCCUUAUGCAACUCCAACGCAGCCACCUACUGCCGCGGCAUCGAUUUUCUCGCCUUCAUCGCAAGCACGACACUGUGCCUAGCGCAUAUCGAUGCUCGCCGCCACCAUCGGACCGAAACCGGCGACGGCGCCACCGUCUUUCAGUUCCUCGCACACCAGCGGCUCGGCGACCGCGGAAUGAUGGAGCGCACGCUAGCGAGUAUGGAGCAGAUGGCCGAAGUAGGCAACGACGUGGUCGCGACGAAGAUUUCUGGCAUGCUUCGGCAUUUGCUUGCGUUCGAGGCCGACUCGGCAGAUGGCGGCGCCUAUAGCACUAGUGCGUCCCCCGGGGCGAGAGAUGAGAAGUUCCACGCCGGUAGCAAUUCCAGCGACGCUGGCGACGUACUACGCAUAUAUGUCCCGUAUUUCGGGACCAUCAAUAUCGAGCGUUGCGGUCACAGAUUCCCUAACCAGGCGACUCGCACCAGGUCAGUGCCGCAAGCACCCCAUUUCGAUGUGGAGGUAAUACCGUCUACGCCGACAAUAACAUCAUAUCAUGAGCGAGAACCAGAACUUCAAGGAGCGUGGGCUCCUGUGUUCAGCCCCUCUCAUUUCGACCUUCCCGGACUGCCACAUCAGGCUACAUUGGUAGCAGAGGAUCAAGAUGUACCUGGGCUGGUGACUGAGAUGAACUGGUUGUCGCCAGGCGUAGAUAUGGGAUGGCUUGAAAAUAUAAUUGGAGAUACAAUAGAGCCGGCUGUACCGGAGCCAGAGGCUUGAAUGCCUCGUAAGUUGCCCACU
This is a messenger RNA of Eremomyces bilateralis CBS 781.70, 2309 nucleotides long. RefSeq lists its product as uncharacterized. Bases 84 to 2288 code for a protein of 734 amino acids. Gene Ontology annotation, biological process: DNA-templated transcription; regulation of DNA-templated transcription. The transcript is spliced from 2 exons. Lineage: Eukaryota; Fungi; Ascomycota; Dothideomycetes; Eremomycetales; Eremomycetaceae. The record is from RefSeq and is a predicted model, not a curated record. Gene Ontology annotation, molecular function: DNA binding; zinc ion binding; DNA-binding transcription factor activity, RNA polymerase II-specific.